GUGUGGGCGGAGAAACCCGGUCCCACCCACCCCGCGGCUACCCUGAUCCCGACCGCCCCCUGGGGACCCGCGGCGCCCCGGAGGACCCACGAGUGACCGGGUUCGACGCAUGGCUGUGGGUGCGAGCCAUGGACGCCUUCAUCCGCUUCGCCAACCAGAGCCAGGGCCGGGACCGGCUUUUCAGAGCCACUCAGCACGCAUGCAUGUUGCUUAGAUAUCUGUUAGAGUCUAAAGCUGGCAAAGAGGCGGUGGUACUGAAACUCAAGAGUCUGGAGUCCAGUGUGAGCACUGGCCGUAAAUGGUUCAGACUAGGCAACGUGGUCCACGCCAUCCAGGCAACUGAACAGAGCAUCCGAGUCACAGACCUCGUGCCCCGCGUCUGCCUUACGCUAGCCAAUCUGAACCGUGUGAUUUAUUACGUCUGUGACACUGUCCUCUGGGUGAAGAGUGUGGGUCUUACCUCUGGAGUCAACAGGGAGAAAUGGCAAACGUGGGCGACCCGCCACUACUACUACUUCCUCCUGCUGAGCCUGGUCCGGGAUCUGUAUGAGAUCUUGCUGCAGAUGGAUCGGGUUGCCCGGGACAGGGCCAAGAGGGAGAAGUCAUCCCGGGCCCCUCCUGGGCACAGUGUGGUCGACGAAGAAACCGAAUGGCUCCAGUCCUUUCUCCUGCUCUUAUUCCGAUCCCUGAAGCGGCAUCCUCCCUUGCUCCUAGACACGGUGAAGAACUUCUGUGACAUCCUCAUCCCUUUGAACCAGCUCGGGAUCUACAAGUCCAAUCUUGGCAUCGUAGGACUUGGAGGUCUCGUGUCCUCUGUGGCCGGCCUCAUCACUGUAGUGUAUCCUCAGCUGAAACUGAAGACCCGAUAGUCUUUGGAGGCUUUAAAGCUGACAGCUUAGUGGAAUGAGCAUCGGGUUUUGUCACAGGGUCUUACUAAGCUUAAGUUUUUAAUCAUGUGAGUAUCUUACCAACUUGUAAUGUGAGAAGUGGGACCAAUAAUGGAUCAUGCACACUGAUAAUUUUUUUUUUUUCCAAGACAGGGUUUCUCUGUGUAGUUUUGGUGCCUGUCCUGGAUCUCGCUCUGUAG
Molecule: messenger RNA, 1087 nt
Organism: Peromyscus leucopus (white-footed mouse)
Lineage: Eukaryota; Metazoa; Chordata; Mammalia; Rodentia; Cricetidae
Gene: Pex11a
Product: peroxisomal biogenesis factor 11 alpha
Exons: 3
Coding region: 129-869 (246 amino acids)
Biological process (GO): regulation of peroxisome size; peroxisome fission
Cellular component (GO): peroxisomal membrane
Source: RefSeq, a predicted model, not a curated record